Molecule: messenger RNA, 990 nt
Organism: Charadrius vociferus (killdeer)
Lineage: Eukaryota; Metazoa; Chordata; Aves; Charadriiformes; Charadriidae
Gene: CIMAP1A
Product: outer dense fiber of sperm tails 3
Exons: 9
Coding region: 1-990 (329 amino acids)
Cellular component (GO): cytoskeleton
Source: RefSeq, a predicted model, not a curated record
AUGGCCAAGGGGCAGAAAGGCUUCGUACCCGCCGCCAACACGGACGCCGCCUGGGUGGGCACCUGGAGACCCCACCGCCCGCGCGGGCCCAUCAUGGCCCAGUUCACCAGCCCGGGACCCAAGUACUCCGUCCCCGGGACAACAGGUCACCUGGCUCACGACCCCACCAAAGCCAGAGCCCCUGCCUACACCUUUCAAGGGGCCAAACCUCCCCUCGCCGAGAGCUGCUCUCCGGGUCCCCGCUACUACGUCCGGCCCUCCGUCACCAGGGACGGCAAGCACGUGGCUCCCGCACACCACAUCUGCGGGCUGCCCAAGAUAAAGACCGAGGUCACCCCGGGACCGAGCGACUACUCCAUUGAGAAGGCCAACAGGCACCGCUACCGAUGCCCGCCGGAGCAGUCCAUGGCCUUCCGGCACAAGGCCGUCAGAACCGACCCGUCGCCAGGUCCUGCCACCUACACCCUGCCCAGGCUGGUGGGGCCCAACACCGCCUACACCCGCGCCAGCCCGUGCUACUCCAUGGCGGGGAAGAGCAAGGCUUCGGGCUUCGCCGAAGACCUCUCCAAGACGCCAGGGCCUGCCGCGUUCCCCAAGGUGGACCUGGACCUCUACAAGAAGAGGGCUCCCACCUACGUGAUGGGAACCAAAGCCCGACCGGGAGGCGACCGAACCGCGAAGCCGGGGCCGGCGGACUACUGCCUGGGAAAGGUGACGCUCAUCAAGCCCCAGGCACCUGCUCCCACCUUUGGACUCCGCCACUCCGUCUACACCGCCCCUCUCAUCCCGUGGCACUCGUCAAGCCUCAGGCACCUGCUCCCACCGUCGGACUCCGCCACCCCUCUAAUCACAGCUGUCGACCAGCUCCGCGCACCCCGGGCAUCCUCAGGGGAAAGAGAGGAGAACCAGACCAACAGGCACCGCGGCUACUCCAGCUCCCAGGACGGGCACUGCGGCUACUCCAACCCCGGUAACAGGAACUGCAGCUAA